Molecule: messenger RNA, 1992 nt
Organism: Trypanosoma rangeli
Lineage: Eukaryota; Euglenozoa; Kinetoplastea; Trypanosomatida; Trypanosomatidae
Exons: 1
Coding region: 1-1992 (663 amino acids)
Source: RefSeq, a predicted model, not a curated record
AUGUCGCGCGUGCAGGCCCGGACGACGCUUUUGCCCAACGGCCAAUUGGAAUUCUCCGUGUGGAGCACCGCCGGCUCCGACGAGGACGUCUCAGCCGUCAUCUUUUCCCUCCGCUCCACCCACCCGAGCCACUUUGCGCUUGUCGGGUCCGUGCUCCCCGACGGUGUUCUCCUGCCGGGCGAGAAGCGGACGCUGCUGCUGAACGUGCUGUCGGGGAGCGCCCGCCGCGACUGCGAUAUCUGCUUACCGGAGGACUCAUCGUCGUCGCGUGCUCGGCUUUCUGAGAUCGCGGAGAGUAGUUUUGGCGAAAGGCAAAGUUACACCGCUGCGGAACUGCAGACAAAAACUCAGGACCUUCACGGUCAGGUGGAACUUUCCACCGUGACGUCUGGCGCGAGAACCGGUGAUAUACACCUGGUUGGCACUCCGAAUGGCGGCGCCACCACCAACGCGGCGCUCUUGCCGGACGAUAACUCGUCCAUGUUGAGGCGGCAAGCCGGGGGAAGUCUCCCCUAUGCUUCUCACAGCCUCAGUGACAAGUUUGUGUCUUCCCACGAGUCCUCUGUAAUUACCUCGACGCGACGAUGCAGUGAAGAAUUGUCCGAUAUUGACAGUUCGUCCCACACACAGUUUGUGGUGAGCAUCCAAAACACAACUCACCAUAACUUUUUGCAAUCCCCUUACUUUUUUGUCUACUACGGGCAACUCGGCAAUGGGGACGCCUACGUCAAUAUCGCCUUGAAGUGGAUUAAACGGGAGCAGGAAAAGUACAUUCAGGGUCGAAAAAAGGCACUUAAACACCUGCAGGAAAGCGGAAAGAGUUAUGAUUACCUGCCGCCGUUGCUCGGCAAUCCAGUGCGGUGGCUCAAAAACAUGGACGGCAGCAUUAUUCGCAGCUGCAGUUUCCAACUAUAUCAACAGCCGUACAGCAAAAGUUCCGCCCGAAUGUUUGCACGCCGUCGCCAUGGCAACGGUUGUGUCAUAGUGCCAUGGCGACCUCAACACGGCGACGGCACUCCAUCUAAGGAAAUAAAAGAGGCGUCGGCGGGAGAAAUCAUCAAGGUGUCUCCCGUAACAAGCAGCUGCGGUGGCGCAAGAGGGGGGGCGGGGCGGCAGUGUGGUUCUGAGCACCUGGUUGAACGCCCUGACAGAAACGGAAACGGAUUAUCCCCCAUAUUGUCGAUUGCGAGCCCCGGUGCAUCCACCGUUUCCUAUCCACCACCCAGCAAAAUUAAUGAUGACGCCAAGGUGUCAAGCCCUGAGGGGGUGGGUUUGCAGCCGCCGGAACUGGAGGGAAGAGUCUCCUCUGACCUCCCAGCUUUCGUUAAGAUGAAGUCGUUUACGGGCUGUCACGUGCGCACUGAGACGGAGGCAACGGUGGAUAUGCUAGACCACACCGUCUGCUGCGACGAAACAUUCCUGGAGAAGCUGCAUCGGGGCAAAGAAGAGGAUAAAGUCUCACGGAGCAGCAAUGCGGAGCUCGUCGCUUCCAGCGUCAGUAAAAUUCCAGAAUCGAUGGCAUCCGCGGCGGUGCGGGUGAAGGAUGCUGUGCGCGUCUCACCAGUUUGUUCAUCAAUGUUAGAACACAUGGGAAAACGGAUGCUGCCACAUCGACUACAAGCGAGUGGGCACUGCAGGGAGAGGGUUUUGCGGCCGCAAAAUCCUUCAAGUGGGACCCGCAACGGAUAUUCGUCUUUGCCGCGAAAUGUGGCACCUUCUAGUCGUGAGAUGACUAUCUUGGAGCUAGGCGACGCCCUCUGCACGAUUGUCAUGAGGUCGGUCCCGCUGUUACAGACCGCAAUAAGUGGCACCGUAAGCACCGUCGCAAUGACAGUACAACUGCUUUGGGGGCUGAUCGAGGACUCUAUUGACAUUAUCUACGUCGUUUGUAUCUCCGUGCUCUCAGUAUUCUCGUUUUUUCUUCUCUGGUCGGCGUUUGGACCGACGGAGGGCGAAGAUGGGACGGUCAAAGUGAUGAACCUCUUUGCGUGA